ACCAUAGUAGGAUUCGUAACUUCGCUUGCGGAUUGUUCUGGUUUCAAGAAGCGCUCAAUUCCAUAAUAUAAGACCGGAAGUUUUAAACAGCUAAAUCCUCAGAGGUGCGCUAUCAGUGGGAUGGGACGUGAGCUUCUUUCAGUUUAUCCUGAGGAAGUGACACAAUGAUUUGACUACUAUGAGAUACAUACGUUUCUUGAUUUUGUUGUUACUAAAUGCCAUACAUGCUGCUAAAAGUCACUUGGAUCUGGCCUGGGCUAAAGGAUCCGUCAAGAACAGAUCAAGCCGGGAUGUUUCCUGCAGAGAGGGCAUGGAGUAUGAACAUGAUAACAUCUGCUGCCUGAACUGCCCUGCUGGAACAUAUGUGAAAAAGGCCUGUCUUACUCCUUCAGAAAAAGGAGUGUGUGAGCCGUGCGAGUUUGACAGAUACACUGAGCACGACAAUGGACUGCGAAAGUGUUUAUCAUGCACCAAGUGCCGUAUAGAUCAGGAAACCACAGAGAAAUGCACAAAUACCCAGAACACACAGUGCAAGUGCAAACAGGGUUCAUUUUGUUUACCUGACCAAGCAUGUGAGGUGUGCAAGAAAUGCAGUAGAUGCAGAGAGGAUGAAGAGGCUGUAAAAAGCUGUACAGACAUUUCCAACACCGUUUGUAAAAAGAGAAGCUCUUUGGGCAGCUCUAACUCAGUGACUUUCAUUGUUGUUGUGGCAUUCAUUGCAAUGCUUGCAUUCAUUGUGUGUAUCGUGUACUGGACAAAGUCAAGACUGAGUAAAAAAGCAGUAACAUCAAGAAGUUCAAGGGAAAAGGUUAGGAUCUGUAUGGGUGACAAUGAGGAGGUGAAAGAGGAGAGCCAGAAUGCCCACAACUCUAAGAUGGAUGACUCCUCUCAGCUCCAGCCGUUCCUUGAGCAAAACUAUGCGGUGGGUACCAACAUUCCUGUUUCAGCGGAGACUGAGGAAGACAGGGGACUAGGGGACAGCCUCCCCAACACCGCCAACUCUUCACAAAUUAGCCUGGUUAUGUCUGCUGUGCCUAGUGAUCUCCAGUUCCGCCACACUAACCAGCCUCCAAGCUCUGCCACUGCCCUGCAGCCUCACACUUUGGAAGGAGAGUCAAUAAGAAGACUUGUUCCUUUAAAUGGAGAAGAAUCGUUGAAGAAAAGCUUUGAUUUCUUUGAAGAAAUGGACGUCCACUAUCAUAACAGAUUUUUCAGGUUCAUUGGACUGACUGAUAAUUCAAUCAAAAAUGCAGAGUCUCUCUUUCCGGAAGACAGAGUUUAUGAACUGUUAAAAAUCUGGAUGGAAAAGGAGGGACUGGAGGCAGAUUUCAACAGUCUUAUUGAAGCAUUAAUCUAUUUAGACCAAAGGCUGUCAGCAGAAAAUAUCAUUUCAAAGGCAAUCAUUAAUGGUUACUUUGAAUAUGAAGAUGAGUGACUGGAAGCAUGCAAAUAUUGUCACCACCUUAGUGUCCUCAGUGGGCUAAGGUAUUCUUUUGAUUUUUAUUUUGUACAUGGCUUACCUCAUGCAGUAUUAUUUCCCAAUAAUUCCAAAAUGGAAAGUGUUUCACUGACAUAAUAUUUACUAUGUUGGCCAAUCGUGUGCAAAUUUUUUAGAUAAGAUGCUAUGCCGCUGUUUACAAACGUUAGUUACAUAAAAUAAAAAAAAGAUAUUUAAGACUCCUAAUAUUAUGAAAU
Messenger RNA from Sinocyclocheilus grahami, 1695 nucleotides. RefSeq names its product hematopoietic death receptor (gene hdr). Gene Ontology annotation, biological process: positive regulation of apoptotic process; TRAIL-activated apoptotic signaling pathway. Lineage: Eukaryota; Metazoa; Chordata; Actinopteri; Cypriniformes; Cyprinidae. Gene Ontology annotation, molecular function: protein binding. Bases 179 to 1435 code for a protein of 418 amino acids. The record is from RefSeq and is a predicted model, not a curated record. The transcript is spliced from 10 exons. Gene Ontology annotation, cellular component: cell surface; plasma membrane.